GACAUUCCCAGUGCCAUCAGAGCCCGAUGCGGUGUACAAGACUUUGUGACACCCACGACAACUCUUCGCCGAAUCAUGGCGCGCUACCCCAUGUACAUCAGGGUCCGCUUCACACCUUCCGACAACGAUACUGAGACGCUAGAAUCGCUCUCCACGUUUGUCAUGGAGCUUCCUUACGGCCUGGAGAUUGAAGGAAAAUCGAAUCGCCGAUACAACCUGGCAGCUGCAGUGCGACUCAGAACGGCUGUCUCUGGUGAAGCCGAUUGCAUUCGGCUGUUUGACGAACAGGGCUUCAAUGUCGUUCCCGACACUGAAGGAUUUAUUUACAAUGACUUGUCAUGGGAGAUUGGCGCUGCGGGUCAUACCUACUACUUGUACUGUCUUGCAUGCGACAAGGAGUGGCUUGCUACCAACAAUACCCGAGCUGCCCACACAAGGGACUUCGAACGACCGGGAACACUCUCUGAGACCUGGCAAAAAGGCUUUGCGUUGAUGCAGGCAGCCAUGAAAAAAGUAGAGUUGGAAGCGGAACAGAGAAAGGCAGCCAGUCUCGGUCAUACGCAAGCAGCGUCUGAGGAGCCGAUCCGUCCGUCUCUAGGGAGUGGCAACGACGUCGCCGGUGGUCAAUCAAUUCAGCCUUCCCAACGAAAGAUCAAGCGAACGGCGGGACAUGACGCGACGGUUACCCCCUUGAACACCAAGAGACCUCGCCGACGUGCGCCGGAAGAGAUCAGAUCGACCCCCGAGUCACCUGACAGGCAGGGACAAUCACAUCCACAACCAAGCGACGGCGAUCAAACAGAGCGUCAGUCGGCACAGCUCCUCGGAGUGAAUCAAAGGAACUUACGCCUUCGUCAUGCGACAUCCAGUCCGGACUUAUCCACGCCUCGAGAUGCUAGAGCUCCAGGUUCCGUUAAGCAGGAGACUGAGGAGGCUGAUACGUCCCAUUAAGCCGGAG
Colletotrichum acutatum is the source of this 958-nucleotide messenger RNA. RefSeq lists its product as uncharacterized. Lineage: Eukaryota; Fungi; Ascomycota; Sordariomycetes; Glomerellales; Glomerellaceae. The transcript has a single exon. The record is from RefSeq and is a predicted model, not a curated record. Bases 76 to 951 code for a protein of 291 amino acids.